AUGGAGGUCGAGGAGCGAGAAAGCGUUCGGCUAGAGUAUACGGCUGGCCAGGCCGCGGCGGCCAAGAAGCGCAGACGGCAGGACCUCGUCAUCGACUUUCUGUGGAACAACCUGGGCUAUGUGCGACUGGUCUUGCUCGUUGUUGCCCUCGCGUGGAUUGCAGCGAUUCCGCACCCGCGGCUCUGGAAGGGCAUCUUCGUCGACGAGCAUGCGCUCAUCCCCGCUGGCCAGCGGAGCUACUACGACUGGGGCAACGUGCACAAGGCCGACAACUACCUCGCUCAACUCGAGGAGCUGCAGGCGCGCAACGCGAGCUGGGACGAGAGGAGGGAGUACCUCAUGCACGAACUUAGGGCUGCUGGCGCCGACGCGUACAACACCACGCAUUCCGUCUACGGACGGAUAGUCCCGCCGCGCGCUGAGGGUACUGAGGCUAUCCUCCUCACGGCGAACUGGGACAGCAGGGACGGGGGGCCCAACCUUCGCGGCGUCGCAAGUCUGCUCUCGCUCGUGGAUUUCUUCAGAGGGCAGAAUCACUGGGCGUUCGAGAUCAUCCCGGUUGUUGGCGACGGUUAUCUGUACGGACUCGAGGACUUCCUGAAGAACUACAAGCUGCGCGCAAACGUGUGGAACGCGCUGAACCUCGACUACCCCGGCCACUCGUUCGAGCGCCUCGGCUUCUUCUACGAGGGCGUGAACGGCCGUCUGCCGAAUCUCGACGUGCUCUCCACUGUCUCGACCGUUGCGCGAUGGAAGGGCGGCUGUCCCGUUACGCUGCACGAUGCCCCCGCAUACCCCGCGCGCAUCUACACGAAUGGCCUGAAGCACCUCUGGCGACACUUCAGCUACGCUGCUCUCGGCCGACCCUCUGCCGCUGGCGGCCUGCUCGCGCGGCACCGUAUCGACGCCCUCACACUCUACGGGCCGCCGGCAGAGGGCCCUCACGGCUUCCACACGCUCGGCAUGGUCGUCGAGUCCACCUUCAGGAGCUUCAACACGCUCCUCGAGCGCCUACACGCGAGCUUUUUCUUCUACCUCAUCCCGCACCCCGAGAACUUCAUUCCGGUCGGACACUACCUCCCCGCCGCCGUCCUGCUCGGGGCCAGCAUCACGCUCGGCGGGUUCGUCUGCCCCGCCCCGCUCGCGGGCACGUUCUGGGCCCUCGUGCCCAUCGCUCUUGGCGUUAUUGGCUGGAUAGUCCAGACGCCCUACGUCGCGCUUGCUGCGCCCCUGCUCCCGCGUCCGAGAGGAGCGGCCAGGCGCAGCUUCAACUCGCUCGCGCACCUCGCUUACGGAGCUACGGUGCCGACGCUUGCGAUGGUCAACUUCCCGCAGGCCAUCUUGCUCGGUCUCCUGAGCGUGGUCGCGCUCGCGCCCGUAUCGCGCUUUAUCAAGAUCGCUCUCGUGCCCGUUGCCAUUGGAGCGCUUGCCGGUCUCAAGGCGGCGGGCAUCGACCUCCGCGCCGAGUGGGAGUUGUUUGGUAACCUCGCGUGGCCAGCGCUCUUCGCGGUCAUUAUCCCCCUCAUUGCUGUCAGCGUCAUGAUCUAG
Molecule: messenger RNA, 1548 nt
Organism: Trichosporon asahii var. asahii CBS 2479
Lineage: Eukaryota; Fungi; Basidiomycota; Tremellomycetes; Trichosporonales; Trichosporonaceae
Product: GPI-anchor transamidase
Exons: 3
Coding region: 1-1548 (515 amino acids)
Biological process (GO): attachment of GPI anchor to protein
Cellular component (GO): GPI-anchor transamidase complex; membrane
Source: RefSeq, a predicted model, not a curated record